Ctenocephalides felis (cat flea) is the source of this 1342-nucleotide messenger RNA. RefSeq lists its product as uncharacterized. Bases 23 to 1342 code for a protein of 439 amino acids. The transcript is spliced from 6 exons. NCBI's taxonomy places the organism in Eukaryota, Metazoa, Arthropoda, Insecta, Siphonaptera, Pulicidae. The record is from RefSeq and is a predicted model, not a curated record. Gene Ontology annotation, cellular component: cytoplasm. Gene Ontology annotation, molecular function: biotin--[biotin carboxyl-carrier protein] ligase activity.
AGACAUUUACAUAAAUGGAGGCAUGGAAUUACUGAGAAUAGAAACUGUUGAUGUUGAUGGAAAACCAAAAAGCAUUCAAAGCAAUGACCGAACAAGACAAUGCAUCUUGCAAAAUGUAUUAAACACUGAUAAUCUACUACUACAUGCCUCUAUGUUUAAGGAGCUUAGUGACAAUACUUAUGAUAUAGAGAGUAAUGUUAAGCUCAAAGAUGAAGUAGAAUGUGUAGAAUUGCAAAAUGAUUUGUCUAGUACGAGCCAACAAAUGAAACAGGUGGAAGAACAUGAAAAAGUUGUCCCAGAACCCGCACCUGUUCAAGAGACCAAAACGAGUAUACUUAAACAUGAAGAAGUACAGGAUGUUAAAAAGCCUUUAAUUGCCAAACCUUCAGACAGAUUUAAAGUUAGUAAAACGACUCUAAAUGAACCACUUACAUCUAGUCCAAAAAUCCUUAAAAAUGGAACUCAUAGAUCUACAAUACUCCCAGAACCAGUUUUAACCAUAAGAGAUUUAGAACAAAGGCCUAUACAGACUGAUGAAGAAAUUAGAUCUCAAAGUAUUUCGAAAAUGACAGGGUCACCAAAAUCGGUCACUUUCAAGAGCCAAGUGGAAAUAUCUGAUGAAACACUUGAAUUAAGGAAAUAUGCAGGAAAGAUUAAACCACCAAAUAUAUUGGUGUUUUCUGAAAGUUUGGUAGCUGUUGAUAAUGUCAAGAGUGCUCUGAAGAGUAUAUUGCAGAAAAAUAAAUAUACAAUAUAUACUCUAACUAAACCACAAGUCAUGACGGACACUUGGAUGGACAAUGCUUUGCUAGUCAUAGUUUGCGGAACCGUUUCUUCAGAUGUUGCUCCUAGAUUAUUGAAUUAUUUACUAAAAGGUGGAAAACUGCUGUGUUUGUGUUCAGAUUUGAUACAUACAGUGCUUCCCACGUACAAAACUGCAGAGGUACGCGAGCACGAGCUUGUCCGUUUCUCUUAUGGCAGAUGGCAAAAUGUUCGAAUGAUGCAUCAUAUAUUUUGUUAUCAGGCUUCACCAGCACGAAAGCAUUUCAUGCAUGAUUCCAUUGAAGAAAAUAAUCAAUCUCAAGGAAGUUCUUCUGUUCAACCACGAGCUCCGUCCUCAAUAGAAGUUCGUGAUUCUUAUGGACGACCCCAUAAGUUAUCGGUUGAGGUUUUGGGUGCAGAAGAAACAUGGCACACGCCUAGUUUAUUGUUGGCCACAGCACUGCCCGAUCAGAAUAAUAAAUUGAGUGCAUCUUCCAUUGGAAGAGCUGUUUUUAGUCAGGUACAUUUGGAAGUAUUCCCACACAGUAUGAAUCAGAAGAAGCAAAGUAUUCAGUUUUGA